This is a messenger RNA of Rana temporaria (common frog), 854 nucleotides long. RefSeq names its product proteasome 26S subunit, non-ATPase 9 (gene PSMD9). Lineage: Eukaryota; Metazoa; Chordata; Amphibia; Anura; Ranidae. The record is from RefSeq and is a predicted model, not a curated record. The transcript has 6 exons. Bases 37 to 687 code for a protein of 216 amino acids. Gene Ontology annotation, molecular function: protein binding. Gene Ontology annotation, biological process: proteasome regulatory particle assembly. Gene Ontology annotation, cellular component: cytoplasm; nucleus.
UUUUCCUGGAUUAGUAGUUGUAGUUCUUCCUGCUCCAUGACUUGCAGGACGGAGAUGACGGAAGGUGUCGGGGAUCCAUCUGCUGUCACAAUGCACGAUGUACAGCAGCUGAUCGCUAAGAAGGAUGAGCUGGAAGCUCAGAUAAAGGCCUACUAUGAGGUCCUGGAAGAUCAAAAGUGUAUUGGAAUGGAUGGACCACUGGUGGACAUUGAGGGUUACCCAAGGACAGAUGUAGACCUCUACCAAAUUCGAACAGCACGGCAUAACAUUGUCUGUUUGCAAAAUGAUCAUAAAACCAUCAUGAAAGAGAUUGAAGAGGCCUUGCACAACUUGCAUGCACGGGACAAAGAAAAAAGAGUGAAAGAUGAAGCAGAGGCCCAGGCUGAAGCUCUACAGCAAAACCUUGAUCUUCCUGUGCCAUUUGCUAAAGUCGACACUGUGACUCCAGGAUCUCCAGCUAGCAUGUCUGGACUACAGGUUGGAGAUGAAAUUACAGCAUUUGGUUCAGUAAACUCGAAAAACUUCCAGAAUUUACAGAAUAUUGCCACUGUAGUUCAGCACAGCGAGGGGAGACCCUUAAGUGUGACAGUAAUUCGGGAUGGAAAGUCUGUUCAUUUAGGAUUAACCCCACAGCGAUGGAGUGGAAAAGGACUUUUAGGGUGCAACAUCAUUCCAAUUAAAAGAUAAUCUCACUUCAAGUAUUUGGACCGCAAAUUGAGGUUUUGCAAGAAAAUACAUUUUCAAAAGUUUUUCUAGUGUGGAAGUUGAACUGGUGUGAAGAUAACCCCUGGAUUUGGAGUUCAUUUGUAUGUGUUUAUUUUGUAGGUGCUAAAUAAAAUUUGGCUUCUUUAUUA